AUGGAUAGGAAACGUCCUAGAAAGUUAAACUUGAAUGCACCCCUUUUGUCCACACGGCGUCUCGGUAGUCCAAAUGUUGCAGAUACUUCAUGUUCAUCAUAUUCAGUUGGAGCAGUCCAAAAUACAAGUGAAAGGGUUCCAUUUUCUUGGGAGAAAGCACCAGGCAAGCCAAAAGAAAUUGAGAGGAGUGAUAACACACAAGACGGUGGCACGCUGCGCCUAAGACUACCACCUCGCCAUUGGUUUCUUCCGAAAGAAGCAGUCGAAGAAGAUGUUGAUCGUGGUGAUGAUGCAUUUCAUGAUCAGGGAGAUGGUAGUUGUGAUGGCGACGACGACAAGGAUGAUUUCUUCUCGGAUGCUAUGGAUGUUUUAUCUCUAUCAGAGGCAUUAGAUUAUGUCCAAAAGAAAUCGGAGAAUGCUCAUAGUAACACCAAUGAUGGGUUGAGGUUAAAGCUUGCAGAGUCUAAUGGAUACCAAUCUCCUACUUACAUGAUCAAUCGCUUUCUUCCGGAUGCCACUGCUUUGGCUGCAUCAUCUGCUUUGCAUUUUUCUACUAACUUAGAAGAGAAAGAUUGUGAUACUUGUAGCUAUCCAGGGUGUUACACAAGGCAUUCAUAUGCUUCUUCUCCAAAGGGUUGUGGCUUGGAACUACUCUUCCCGUGGCGUAUGAAGCAUAAACUUUGUUCUAUAGAGAGCCCUGUGUUGCCAUGUUCUACUAAUCUGCACAAGCAUAAGCGCAACUCCAAACAGAAGAAACACCGUUCUUCAACAACCUACAUUCCUUGUACAAACAUGAAAGAUAUUUGA
This is a messenger RNA of Glycine soja, 807 nucleotides long. RefSeq lists its product as uncharacterized. Bases 1 to 807 code for a protein of 268 amino acids. The transcript has a single exon. NCBI's taxonomy places the organism in Eukaryota, Viridiplantae, Streptophyta, Magnoliopsida, Fabales, Fabaceae. The record is from RefSeq and is a predicted model, not a curated record.